CAGCUGUUUGAUUCUAAAUCUGGUUCACUUGGACGCAUUACUUUAGACCGACCACAACUGUUUGGCAACAUUUUCCAUCAAAAGAACUAACAAGAUGAUGGCUUAUCCUCCUCCAGGUGGUGGUGGUUAUGGGUAUGGAAAUCAGUAUCAACAGCCCUAUGGUGGUGGUGGUGGUUAUACAUACAAUAACUCAGCUUACAAUGUCAACUACGCUCAGCCAGCAAAUCCGAUGGGAAUGAUGGGUAAUAUGAUGGGAGGUAUGAUGGGAGGUAUGAUGGGGAUGAUGAUGCAACAAGCGCCACCAUCUCAACAGACAAAUAUUACAUAUAAUAUGAUGUUUAGUAGUGAUACUGCUUUCCAGGAUUCUGCUGCUUCAGCUUUAGGAAUGGAGGCUGAAGAUAUGGAGGUGUCUGAUGACGAUUACGAAGAAGAGGAAGAAGAGGAGGAGGAGGAAGAGGUCAAGGAAAAAAAGAAGAAGUUCAAGAAGAAAUGCAAGAGGCGCCAGAAACUGGCCCAGAAAGUUGCUGAGAAAUGUCAAGAAGAUGAUAGUUUCUUGGAAAAAGUACGCCAAAACUACAUUGCUCGUCUAAGAACACAUUUGUUAAAGGAUGGUACAAUUGAUCCAACUGAAGGCACCAUUAAAUAUUAUGCUAAAUACAAAGCUGAUGAUCCACUGGUACCCUUCAUGGCUGAAUAUGAUGGAACGGAAUUAGUGGGAGAAAAAUGGGAUGCAGAAUGGGACUGCAUGUACCUGAAAGAAGCAUGUGAUGGCGCAGGAACCAAUGAAGAAGCCAUUAUCUACAUCUGUACUACAAGAAAUAAUGAACAAAGACAGAUUCUGAAAAAGCAGUUUAAGACAAAUUUUGGAGAGGAUCUGAUGGAGACUUUGGACAGUGAGACAAGUUUUAAAUUUAAAGAGGUGAUCUUGGCAUUGUUUGUACCUCCACCUUUGUUUGAUGCUUUGAAUAUCAAAAAAGCAAUCCAGGGACUUGGAACCGAUGAAUCUGCUUUAAUUGAGAUUUUACUGUCCAGGACAAAUGCACAGAUUGAGGAAAUAAAAGCUGUCUAUGGAGAUAUUAACCCAGAUGAUUGUGCCACUGACAAAGACUUGGAGUGUAACAUUGAGGAUGAUACCAGUGGGGAUCUUAAAAGAAUUCUCAUAUCUUCUGCACAGGGUGGUCGAGCAGAGCUGGACCCAGAAAAGAUAGAUGAAGCUGUGGUACCAGUUAUGUUUCAUGAUGAGGAAACAGAUGAAGAUAAACCAACUGGUUCCUUCACCAUUGACAUGGAAAAGCUUGUUGACAUGAAGAGAGCUAAGCAGGAUGCCAACAAUUUGUUUGAAGCAGGAGAGGACUGUUUUGGAACAGAUGAGGACACUUUCAUCAGGAUCUUUGCAUGCAGAGAGACCUACCAGCUAAGAGCAAUUUAUGGUGAAUAUGUGAAGUUGACACAAAGAGAUGUUGAAAACACUAUUGACAGAGAAUUCUCCAGUGAUUCAGAGAAAGCCUUGCUCACAUUGGUGAUGUCAAUAAAAUGUAGACCAAAGUACUUUGCUGAGAGAUUGACCUGGACAAUGAAGGGACUUGGUACAAAGGACAGUGAUUUAAUCAGAAUUAUUGUCAGCAGAGCUGAGAUUGACAUGGUACAAAUUAAAGAGACUUUCCUGGCACAGAACAAAAAGACUUUAUGGAAGUGGAUUGAAGAAGAUUGCUCUGGAGAUUACAGAGAAAUGUUGCAAAGGAUUGUGGGAAGAGAUUAAAGCUGUUUCAAGAGCCCAAACAAGGAGAUUGAAGCUUUUUAAUGACAUUGAUUUUUCAACUUAACUUUUCUUUACUGUUCUAUUAAGUGUUUUGCAUAAUAACAAAAAUGUGCAAUUUAUAGCAAGUUUUUUGUUUUUCUAAAAUCAAUGUUUAAAUACUGAAAAUUUGGUACUUGAGAUCUUUUCUUAUUGUUGUUUCUUCUUUUAUUGUGUUUUUUUUUGUCUACUUAUUAUAUAAUUUAUUUAUACAUAUUGUACAUUCAUGUAUUCAUGAUUUGAUAUUGCUUUUGUUAGAUCUUAUUUUAUUUUACAUCUCCCAACUGUGAUAUAAACAUUUUACAUGAGAAAUCUAAGUUACAAGUUUUAUUUGAUUAUUUCUAACAAGAUUCCGAUUGACUAUUUUGCAUAAAAUUGCCUUUUUUUCAGUGUUACAAGAUAAAGAAUAAAUUUUACAAGAUGAAUUCUACAAACAGAUUAUUUGAUUAUACUUUGACCUAUGAUAAUCUACAUUUACAAAUUGUGACUUGGAUGGAGAGUUGUCUCAUUGGCACUUGUAUCAUAUCUUAUUAUAUAACUAUCAGUUCUCUCCUUUUGACUUAUGACCUUGCUUUUGACUUGAAGCUUAAACAACAUUGAUUAUACCACAUGCAGUAUUGUCUUAUCCUCACUAUCUCAUAUCAUUAAUUACCUCAUAAAAUAUUGACAAUCAUUUGCAAUAGAUUUUUUUUUUCUAAGGCUGUAAGUCCUUAGUCAGUCAUAAGAAAGCAAAAUAUUUCACAGCAUUCCAGUUUAGUUUGUUUUGUUAAUUUGGUUAAGCAUGAAUGUUAAAUUGAAACAGAAUGCAAUCCUUUUUGUUAGGAUUUUUUAUUAUUGUAACCGGCUGAUGUAAAGGAUAUUAACUUCGGGGACAAAAAUUGUAAGACUUUUGAAUAAAUGAUUUAUUGUAAAAAAAAAAUGGCUGCUAUUUAUCUGGAGGAAAAGAUUUUAAA
Mytilus trossulus (common blue mussel) is the source of this 2748-nucleotide messenger RNA. Its product is annotated as annexin A5-like. Lineage: Eukaryota; Metazoa; Mollusca; Bivalvia; Mytilida; Mytilidae. Gene Ontology annotation, cellular component: cytoplasm; nucleus. The coding region runs from base 95 to 1759 and encodes 554 amino acids. The record is from RefSeq and is a predicted model, not a curated record. Gene Ontology annotation, molecular function: calcium ion binding; calcium-dependent phospholipid binding. The transcript has 15 exons.